GGGAAGUUACUCUAGGGCUGGCUGCGCAGGAUGGUUGGAAUACGAAGUAGCCAUGGCUCAUGAUGUUUACCACGCGAGGUUUGUAGUAGUUGGAGGAGGAAUUGCUGGUGUGACGUGCGCUGAAACGUUGGCUUCUGAAUGCCCAGAAGAAAAAGUUUUGUUAAUAACAGCUUCAAACUUAGUAAAGGCCAUUAAAAAUUAUGAGCAGACAUCAAGAGUUUUAGAGACAUUUGAUGUGGAAGAGCAGCCAUGGUCACAGUUGGAGUUUAAGUCAGGUAUACAGGUGUUGCAAGCCACAGUCAGCAGCCUGGCUGCACAGGAAAAGGUUGUGUAUACUUCCUGUGGUAAACAUGUGCACUAUGACAAGCUCUGCAUUUGCUCAGGAGGUGUACCAAAGAUGGUCCCUGGAAAUCAUCCUCUUGUUGUUGGCAUCAGAGAUACUGAAAGUGUAAAGGAUUUUCAAAACAAACUGGAUCAUGCUGAAAGAGUCAUCAUUAUUGGAAAUGGUGGCAUAGCAACAGAACUAGUAUAUGAAAUAGAGGGCUGUGAAGUUAUCUGGGCUAUUAAAGACAAGUCCAUAGCCAGCACCUUUGUAGAUGAAGGGGCAGCACAGUUUUUCUUGCCACACCUCAACAGCGAGAAACAGCAAGCUCAUCAAAUUGUAAAGAGGCAAAAAUUCUCCAUAGACCGCUGCAGUGCACUUGGGCCUGAUUGGGCAGCUGGACAGUGCAUGAAAGGUGUCAAGCAAGAGACAUCACAUCAUGUUUUCGUCAAGUACGAAGUUGAAGUUAGCAUGGUUAUGUCCCCUGAAGAACUGGCCAAAGCAGGGCUGUCCUGCCAGACUCCAGAUUUGUUCCGGAAAGGGAAUAAUAAAGAAGAAUGGCCAGUUUAUGUGCAGUUGACCAAUAACUGUGUCUAUGGUAGUGACCUUGUGGUGAGUGCCACAGGAGUGACUCCAAAUACACUGCCUUUCUUGCCUGGCAAUAAUUUUGAGGUUGCUGAAGAUGGUGGUCUGAAAGUAAAUGAGAACAUGAUGACGUCAGUACCAGAUGUGUAUGCUGCAGGGGAUGUUUGCUCAGCUUCCUGGCAGCUAGCUGAUCUCUGGUUUCAGAUGCGGCUCUGGACACAAGCCCGUCAGAUGGGAUGCCAGGCAGCCAGAUGUAUGGCAGCAGACAUCAGAGGAACGACUGCACCACUUGACAUUUGUUUUGACUUGUUUGCACAUGUUACAAAGUUUUUCAAUUUUAAGGUUGUGCUCAUUGGACUGUUCAAGGCUCAAGGUCUGGGGAAUGAUUACGAGUUACUUCUGCGUGUUACCAAAGGUGAGGAGUACAUCAAGGUGGUUCUUCAUGAGGGCAGGCUGGUUGGAGCUAUUCUGAUAGGUGAGACAGAUAUGGAAGAAACCUUUGAGAACCUGGCUUUGAACAGAACGGACCUGACUCCAUUCAAGGACCAUCUUCUGGAACCUGGCAUUGAUAUUGAUGACUUCUUUGACUGAUGUAGAAUCAGUGUAAAUAAGAUGGGAAGAGACAUGUUCAACAAGAAAAUUUUCAUGACGUAUAGUGUGCUCUCUUUCUCCAGAUGCUUUUACACCUAAAGAUGUUGAAAAUAAAAUGGUAAGAUUGUAAGUGGCUUAACUAGCCUUUCUUGUGGAAAAUGAGCACAUCACAAAAAAGGAUUUCAGUUUUAGAAACAUUUCGCAUAUUGUGUAUUUUACAGCACACCAUUUGCGAAUAUGUUUUAUUGGGGAGCUGGUCUAUAGCAGAUUCAAGUCAUGCAACUCCAAAAGUUCAAGCCUAGUGGAUGUGAAUACCUUGUGAAAGAGUUGCGUCCCAUCUGAAUUUACACGUAUUCAGGACCGAACCUUAAAAAAAAUGGAUUUUGUGUUUUGCGGAGUAUACAAUGACGAAGAACGUAUAAAUAAAUUUACAUUUCA
This is a messenger RNA of Pomacea canaliculata, 1936 nucleotides long. RefSeq names its product pyridine nucleotide-disulfide oxidoreductase domain-containing protein 1-like. The transcript has 14 exons. NCBI's taxonomy places the organism in Eukaryota, Metazoa, Mollusca, Gastropoda, Architaenioglossa, Ampullariidae. The coding region runs from base 53 to 1498 and encodes 481 amino acids. Gene Ontology annotation, molecular function: flavin adenine dinucleotide binding; oxidoreductase activity. The record is from RefSeq and is a predicted model, not a curated record.